Molecule: messenger RNA, 327 nt
Organism: Micromonas pusilla CCMP1545
Lineage: Eukaryota; Viridiplantae; Chlorophyta; Mamiellophyceae; Mamiellales; Mamiellaceae
Exons: 1
Coding region: 1-327 (108 amino acids)
Biological process (GO): DNA recombination; DNA repair; DNA replication
Cellular component (GO): nucleus
Molecular function (GO): DNA binding
Source: RefSeq, a predicted model, not a curated record
AUGGACACCUCCGCCCCCGCCCCCCGCGUGAACGGCGAGCUCAUGUCUCGGUUCGCCGGCAAGAAGGUCCUCCUCGUCGGCAAGACGGAGGGAUCCGACGGCUCCACCGUCACGCUGCGCACCUCGGACGACAAGGUCGUGACCGUGACCCUCGCCGCGGACUCCCCGGCGAUCACGACCGCGUUCGUCGAGUUCGAGGGCAUCUGCAACGGCGAGGGCAGCCUCACCGAGGUGUCCCACGUCGACUUCGGCGACGAGUUCGACAUGUACACGUACAACGAGCUCGCGAAGGAGUCCAACGGCCGCAGCGCGGCGCUCUUCAUGUGA